GCUGGUCGUGUGUAUGAAACAACUGGAGUGCAGUGUUGAGGAGUUGGCAGGAAGCUGCGGCUGGUGCUGAUUGCGUAUCGUAGCGCGCCACUAGCGGGAUCUGCGAUAUGACUGAAUGGUGUUGCUUUUUAAUGUGCAGCGGACUGUCUGGAGAUAUACCCUCGGAUUUUUACAAACUAUAAUCUCGACUCGGAGUCUAGGCAGGGUCUGAAUGUCUGAAACCAAGUUGACGAAUGGAGCUGUUGUAUGUUGAAUCUGGGGAGAACGGACAUUCAAAGCUAAGCUAGCCUUAAACCGGCUCGGUGCCUGAGCUGUGCCUGGCUGGAUUUUCUGCAUGCAUGCCACAAUUCGGAAGACUCACAUGGACAGAAACUUUUGAAAAGAUCGGGGGCGAUUUCGGAAUGCAUUCAGCACAGCUCCGUCCCGCCAGGGCGGCCAUCCAACUCAUCUCCAGAUCUUCAAAACGAACAUAUGCAAGCUCGAGUCCUUCUACACCCGCCACCUCUCCGUUCGCACCUCGACAUCUCCUCUCAAUUGCAGACCUCACACCCUCGGAAUUGACCACCCUCGUCCGAAAUGCCUCCUCCCACAAAAUCGCUAUUAAGUCUGGCUCUGUACCAAAGAACUUAUUGAACUCUCUCGCAGGAAAAUCGGUUGCAAUGAUGUUCAACAAGCGCAGUACCCGUACUCGAGUCUCCACCGAAGCAGCAGUAGCAACACUGGGCGGCCACCCAAUGUUCCUCGGAAAAGACGACAUUCAACUUGGAGUCAACGAGUCCCUCUACGAUACCUCACUCAUCAUCUCAAGCAUGACUUCUUGUAUGGUCGCCCGGGUUGGCCCACACUCAGAUGUUGCAGAUUUGGCAAAAUAUUCGUCGGUCCCAGUCAUCAAUGCUUUGUCAAACGAUUUCCAUCCACUGCAAACCAUUGCCGAUUUCCUGACAAUACAUGAAGCUUUCCCUUCAUCGGGUUCUCGAAGUUCGAGCUCUGUCCCAUCAUUGGGUGUAGAUGGAUUGAAGAUUGCUUGGAUUGGCGACUCGAACAAUGUCCUAUUUGAUCUGGCCAUCGCUGCUGUGAAGCUUGGGGUCAACAUCUCUGUCGCAUCACCUAAAGGUUACGGGAUUCCUGCCUCAAUGCGAGACAUUAUCAAUGGCGCUGCCAACGGAGUAAGCUCUCCAGGCAAGCUUAUGGAGACCAAUGUCCCCGAAGAAGCGAUCAAGGAUGCAGACAUCGUGGUGACAGAUACAUGGAUUUCGAUGGGCCAAGAAGAAGAGUCUGCCAAGAGAUUGAAGGCUUUUGCUGGGUACCAAAUUACAAGUGAUCUUGCGAAGAGGGGUGGUGCAAAGGAGGGCUGGAAGUUUAUGCAUUGUCUGCCGAGACAUCCUGAGGAAGUGGCUGAUGAGGUGUUCUAUGGCCCUAGAAGCUUGGUGUUCCAAGAGGGCGAGAAUAGGCUAUGGGCUGCUAUUGGUAAGAUGAAUCCGUGAGAGUUUUCAAGCAUUUGCUAACUGAAUUUUAGCGGCACUCGAAAGCUUCGUUGUGAAUGAGGGGAAGAUCGUCUAAAUCAGACUUAAAGAAUGGAAAUCAG
Molecule: messenger RNA, 1585 nt
Organism: Mollisia scopiformis
Lineage: Eukaryota; Fungi; Ascomycota; Leotiomycetes; Helotiales; Mollisiaceae
Product: ornithine carbamoyltransferase
Exons: 2
Coding region: 339-1484 (381 amino acids)
Biological process (GO): L-citrulline biosynthetic process
Cellular component (GO): mitochondrion
Molecular function (GO): amino acid binding; ornithine carbamoyltransferase activity
Source: RefSeq, a predicted model, not a curated record